UACUCUAGCAUAAUUUCAUAUCCUCCUGUCUUGGUGUAGAUAGAUGUGGUAUUGACUUCAUAACCAUGAUGAUAGACGGUAUGCGCAUUACUGGGAAGAAGAUAUCUAAUCCAAUCAGAUUCAUGCUUUGAGACGUUUGUAUUUUAGCUGGGAAAAAAGAUUCACCUGCUUCGGUCAUGAAAAUUUAGAUAACAUCAGAGUCAAGAGCUUGAAUAGUGCUCAUUGAAAUUGACUGCAUGGGCUAGCUCCUCUGAUCCCUUCCGAUGGCUGAGGCAGCGUUAUUAUAGUGGCCGAAGGCCAAGACUGGGGAUGCUUUGAAGACUGUGAUUACAACUUCCUUCAUAAUUCGAACUUGCUUUUUGUCAUUAUCCUGCAUAUAUAGUAUGUGUGAUCAGUCGGUUUGAACUUUCCAAGUUAAAUCCAUUGCAAAUUUGUAUUUAGCAAUGGGAACUGAAGAGUCGAAAGAUCCUUUCAAAGGGGUGGACUGGAAAGCUGUUGGCGGUGACAUACAAAAGGAUCCUGCUGCUAAACCAACUGUAAAGAAGCGGUUGCCUAGAAAGAUUAGGCAAAUUCCAGACUAUUACUUCCUUCCUCGAAGAUCUUUGCCCUUGACUCUUGCUUUUUACGGGGCAUGCGUUGCCGGUGGAAUUGGUGCAGGAAUGUUGGUGGAGACCUGGAUAAAUAAGAAAGUCAAAGAGGAUGGAGGCGUCAUAUGGGAGUUAGACAAGUAGAUGCAGUAUGCUGUGAUCUUCUGAUAUUAGUUUCGACUCUUUGAAUUGGCUGAGAUCAACGGCUGGAUCGAGCGACUGUGCGUCGAUGAACAGCAGUCGCCGGUUGAUCGACGAAAGUGAUGAGUUUGAUGUCAUCGGAGGCGGUCUUAUGGCGGUGGUCGCUGGUGCAGAGAGCCCUGCAGAAUAGCAAAACUCUUUUUGCUCAGCCACCACAUCAUUUGCUUGAUUGAAACUUACACAUCUGAUUGUGGAAAUGAGAACCCACGUUUCAUUAUUACCAUACACUUGCGUUUGUGCUUAAUCAUGUGCAGUGCCGCAUAAAUGAAACUAAUUAAUC
Messenger RNA from Rhodamnia argentea, 1068 nucleotides. RefSeq lists its product as uncharacterized. Lineage: Eukaryota; Viridiplantae; Streptophyta; Magnoliopsida; Myrtales; Myrtaceae. The record is from RefSeq and is a predicted model, not a curated record. Bases 444 to 731 code for a protein of 95 amino acids. The transcript has 4 exons.